GCUCUAUUUCCUUUGUAUUUUAUGCUGGAUAAUAUAAUCCAACUUUAGAAAGAGAAUAAUUUCAAUUUCAUGUUCUCAAACGGCAUGUCAAUAUGUUUUCCAAUUUUGAUGAAAAUACAAUUUUCAAUGCUGUUCUUAUAUUCUCGUGGCUAACUUUUAUAUGGGAAACAUAUCUUUCACUCAGACAGGUAAAUGAAGUAAAAAAUGCUUCUUAACUUCUUAAAACUUCUUAUCUUAAUAAAAUGUCACACUGUCACUGACACUGUCACUCAUUUCUGAAAUUUUCAUUUGGAAUUUGGCCGUACCUGUGUCAAUCAUGUUAUUAUCAGUGCUUUUUUUGUGCCGGUACGGCGUACCGGCACCUUUUUCAAUGUGGGGAAAAAUUAUUACUUUUCUUGUAUUUUAACGUUUAUUAUUAAUUAAUACGGUAUACUAAUAAAGUAAUAAUAAAACAAUUUAAGUUGGUUAAUUAUAAAAUAAAAUUGUCUUAGACAUUUAGUAUAUUUGCAGUUGUGAUUUAGCUUGCAUCGAGGUGUGAACUGGUAGCUAAAAGUUAGGCAAUCCAUCACUGAGUACCGGCACCUAUUUUUUUACAAAAAAAGCACUGGUUAUUAUAAUAUAAUAUUACGCCUAGUAUUAAGUGUGGAAACAACAAGUGUGAAAAGUAACAAAUAAAAGAUAAAAUUAACAAGAAAAUAAACUAAGAAAUGAAUUCUGGCUAUGUAAUACUAAUAAAGGGUAAACUGUUAAUGCCAGUAUUAUUACAAUAACUGGUUGAAAGUAGAAGUCAAUUUAAAGCUGUGUUCAAAAUUGGGUCACAAGUUUAGUCCCCGUUUUGUGAAUGCAGUGAUUGGCUGUGCUUAGAGUGUAUGAAAGUAUUUGCAAAGUUUUUAAGUCUUUUAGUUACACAAUAAUUUCUUUUUAAUAUAUCUUUUCUUUUGUACCAUAAUGCUAACAGUUGAAAAUUAUUUUAUGGGGUCCACUAAUGAGCAAGUUAUCUGCCAACUAUCGUCCGAUAUCCCUCACCAGCAUGGUCUCCAAACUGUUAGAGCACAUAAUCGUAAGCACAGUCAUGAAGCAUCUUGAAAGCCAAAAUAUACUCAAUGACUGUCAACAUGGCUUCCGAGUCAAUAGAUCAUGUGAUUCCCAGCUUCUCGAAUUUGUAGAAGACCUGAUGACCAAUCUGGAGAACCACAAGCAGACUGACGUGCUAGUAAUGGACUUCGCAAAGGCAUUUGACUGUGUGAAUCAUAGUUUGCUUCUACACAAACUCCAUAGAUAUGGGAUCCAAGCCACCACUAAAACAUGGAUCUCUAGCUUCCUCAGCCACCAAUGCCAAGCAGUAGUGGUGGACGGUACAAGCUCCUCCUUUUUCGAUUUGAAGUCAGGGGUCCCCCAGGGAUCAGUCCUGGGCCCCUGUUUGUUCCUAGCAUACAUUAAUGACCUACCCGAGAAACUGACAUCACAGGCAAGACUGUCCCCCAGGGAUCAGUCCUGGGCCCCUGUUUGUUCCUAGCAUACAUUAAUGACCUACCGGAGAAACUGACAUCACAGGCAAGACUGUUCACAGAUGACACAGCAGUGUAUUGGACGAUCGCCAACAGAUCUGACCAGGACCAGCUACAACAGGAUCUCAAUCUGUUAACUGAGUGGGAAAUGAGCUGGGACAUGGAAUUUCACCCUGCCAAGUGCCAGACACUAUCAGUCUCUAGAAGUUGUUCUCCUCUACACUACCAAUACGAACUGCACGGCCAUAUACUUGAGCAAGUUUCCUCCGUAAAGUACCUGGGUGUUACCAUUCAAAGAGAGGUCCGCUGGGACGAGCAUAUUAACAAUGUAUGUAACCAAGCAAACAAGACCCUAGGAUUCUUAAGGCGAAAUCUAAAGAUUGGCAACUCCUGUGUGAAAGAAAGAGCAUAUAAAGCCUUUGUCCGUCCGAUUUUAGAUUAUGCGUCUUCAGUCUGGGACCCAUUUACCCAGAAGAGCAUUGAUAGUUUGGAGGCGGUCCAGCAACGAGCAGCACGCUUUGUCCUAAACCGCUACAGGAAUACCUCUAGUGUUGGCAGCAUGCUGGAAACACUAGGCUGGUCACCAUUGGAGAAACGACGAUGACAAUCCAGGCUCUCCAUGAUGUACAAGAUAAAUAAUGGGCUGGUCCACUGUUCCAGUAUUAAACAGAAACUCGUCCCUCUCCCCCAUAGACAGCGACGAGGCCAUGACAGGCAAUUCAGGCUCAUACCAGCAAGAAGCCAGUAUAGGAGCUGCUCAUUCCUGCCCAAGACAAUCAGGGACUGGAACAAUCUUUCAAAAGGAACGGUUGAGGCGACAACACUAGACACAUUUGUGUCUAUUGCCUCAAGCCUUCAAACCCCUAGUGCAUGAUUCCCUCACAAAGUGGCACUGGAAAUCAGUGAAAUUUCCUCAUCAACACCAGGAACAGAAACAUUGCAAAUCCCAUCUACAUGCAUAGGAGCCUGAUCAAUAAAUUGAUCGUGGGCCCUUAAGAUAUAGAAGAAGUUAUAAUAUUUUAAGGCUAUUUAAUUACCCGUUUUGACAGACUGGCUAUUAAAUUUAUAAACUUAAAAAUUAAAUUACAUUUCUUGGAAUAAAUCCAAAGCAAAAAAUAAUCAAAGCUAUUAUUCUAUAUUAUAUUUUAAAGGUAUAAUAAAUUUAAAAUUUCAGCGUCAUGUUGCUAAAACAAGCAUUAAAGUCCCUGAUGCCUUGGUGGGAGUAAUGGACCAAGAAACAUUUCAGAAAGCUCGCUCUUACCAUCUUGAUAAAAGUACAUUCGGAAUGGUCCAAGGUUUUUAUAGCCAAAUUGAGUCUACGGUAAAAAAUAUUAAUUUAGGUAUCGAUUUCCUUUACAAUUCUGAUGAAUUAAUGAAUCCAAAAAGAUAGGAUUUUAUUUAAUUUUCUUCCAUCUUUACCAAUACUUAUGACUUACAUUAAAUGUAUUAAUUUUAUCUGAACUAUUCAAAUUAAUUAACAUUCAGUUUUAAAGGAUUAUGUUUUAACUUGUUAAAGAUCUUACUGACAAAUAAUUGGCUGCUGAUUUAAUGAAUGAAUCUUUUCAUCAUAAACUAAUGUGAGGUGGUGCACAAGAUUUCUUUUUUUUUUUAAACUUAUAAAUAUUAUGAUUCUCAAAUAUAUUUUAAUGAAUCAAUUUUUCCUAACCUAGGUUUUGCCACUCUCAUUUCUUUUAUUUAAUGUAAAAUAUUUAUAUUCCCUCUAUUUUGCCUUAUCCAGAUUAAAAUUAAAUCAAGUAUUUUUGCACUUCGUGUGGAUCUCUUCGAUGUCAAUUAAUAUAGGAUUUACUUCUUGCCAUCCACAGGUUCUUUUGUGGUUUGGUGCUUUUCCGGCACUAUGGAAUCUAGCCUCUCUGACCCUGUUAAAACUGGGCAUUCCCCAGGGCGAGGUAAUCAUAGAUAUUAACAGCACAAAUAGUUUUCUUUACCUUAAAAUUAUAUUAUUUUUUUUUUACAAAUACCCAUCAAGUAAUAUAUAAAUGGCAUUAUUUUGAGGACCAACUUUUUUCUAUUAAACAGAUUGGCCAGUCUUUGGUGUUUAUGCUGAUUGCAAUGCUGUUUUCCACUGUGACAAGUCUGCCUUGGUCUCUGUAUAGUACAUUUGUGAUAGAAGAACGACACGGUUUCAAUAAACAGGUCAGUGAAAUAUGGGAGGACGCUAUGCAUAAGCUAUGCAUUACGGGGCACUAGAAUAUUUAAGUGUGCAGUCCUGAAAAAUAAUUAUGCUUAAAACUAUCUUUUCUCAAACAGACUCUAGGAUUUUACUUCAAAGAUACUGCCAAACACUUGUUGGUGACAACAGCGAUUGCAUUACCUGUCACCGCUGCCCUGAUCCUCAUAAUACAGGCCGGAGGAACCUACUUCUUCAUAUACGCUUGGCUUUUCAUUCUUGUGGUCUCACUGGUAUGUAUGAGAAACAUACUUUUUUAAAAUAUAGAAUAUGUAUUGUUAUAAAAUGUUUAUUCCCUUCUACAACUCAUACAUUUUUUAAAUAUUUUUAUUUCACUUACUGAUUGUGAUGACACUAAAAUUUGUUGUACCGGUACACUGGGUAAACACAUUCCACUUUAGCGAUUAUUUAAAUUUAGUCAGCAAAAAUUGUUUUCUGAAUAUUUAGUGAUUCUCAGGCAUUCCUCUUGUUCAUUUGUAUUAAGACAUAUUUUGUAUUAGCAUCUUACUAUAAUUUUAAAAAAAGCUAUAUAAUUUUGAAAAUAACUGUUAAAUAGACUUGUUACCAUCUAUAUUUCUUUUUUUAACUCUAGGUAAUGAUAACUCUUUAUGCUGAUUACAUCGCUCCCUUGUUUGACAAAUUUACACCAUUGCCUGAAGGAGAACUUCGUACACGAAUUGAAGAAUUAGCCAGCAGUAUUAAUUUCCCAUUAAAGAAGCUCUUUGUAGUCGAAGGUAGGUGAUUUCAAGCACUCGGCAAAAGAUGAGUUGAUAAGUGUCAAAUUUCUUUUAUUAAAUUUUUCUGUAAUUAAACACGUGCUUUAUUAUAUAAUAAAAAUACUUUUUUGCAGGUUCCGAAAAGUUCAUUGAAUUAAUCACAUUGUCUUCGUGUACCUUGCAGGUUCCAAAAGAUCGUCUCACAGCAAUGCCUACUUUUAUGGGUUUUUCAACAACAAGCGAAUUGUUCUUUUUGACACCUUGCUAGAAGACUAUGCCCCUGAGAAUAAGGAGUCUGCUGAGGAGGAAAAGAAAGAAGGUGAAGAGGAUGAGGAAGAAAAAGUAAGCAUUCAUUCUGCAUACAUUUAAGUUGUAAUGCUUAAAAUUAGGUUUCUUUAAUAAAUAGUACCAACCUUGUGUGAUGGGCUUUUCCAGGAAAUGUUUAUUGUGUUUUAACAAUUAUUAUAUUGGUCACCAUGCCAAAGGUGAUUUUUGUUUUGUUUAAGAAUAUACAGAUACAGAUGUCCUUCUGGCUCAGACCUGAAUACACAGAUUAUUAUAAUUUAAAUUUAACAGAUCCUUUGAAUCCUGUGUUAGGGUGUCCAAUCAUUAGCAUCAAGUACUGGAAAUUUGUUUGCUAUUUUCUCCCUAUUUCACCAUCCAUACCAAAUCUCAAUUAGCGGGUGAUUUUUUUUAAAGUGAUUAAAUAUUACAACAAUUUGAUUAGGUGACUGAAUCCGAAGACAACAAAACUGAGGAGGCCCCUAAGGACAAGGAGAAGAAUGAGAAAGAAGUUGAAAGCUCAACAGAUGAAACAGGGACUGCUGAGGACAGUGAGUCCAAGAAGAAAAAGAAGAAGAAAGGCUGCAACAAUGAUGAGGUCCUGGCCGUUUUAUGCCAUGAGUUGGGUCAUUGGUAUCUUAAUCAUGUCCUUAAACAGUUGGUUUUGUCUCAGGUGAGUAGUUGGGUUAUUGGUAUCUUAAUCAUGUCCUUAAACAGUUGGUUUUGUCUCAGGUGAGCUGCCCUGCAUUUUUGUAUCAGGUUAGUUUAUUUGAUUUAUCUCAGGUGUGUUGCUGUACAGUUUUCAUCUCAGAUGAGUUUAUUUUUAUAUUAGUUUAGUGGCGUUUUUUUCUUAGGUAUGUUGUCCUGUAUUUGAUCACUAGUGAGUUGUCAUAAAGUUCAGCUCAGGUAAAAAGCCUUAUAGUUUUAUCACUGGGCUCAUUGUUCUAUCCAAAACUAUUUCCUCAAAAUGAUAAAUUAAGUUUAGAUUGUUUGCAACAAACAUCACCUCACUGAUAGUUACAUUUUUAAUCCCAAUUGCUUGAUGCUGAUUGCUACAUUUUUAAUGACGUUUGCUUGAUAAUCAUCACCCAGCUAACGUCACCUUGUUUUAUUGCCCCCCCCCCCCCCCCCCCCGGUGAACUUGUUGCUGUGUUUGAUGGUGUUCGCAGUACUCAUAAAAGAAACUGUGCUGUAUUCAGCAUUUGGGUUUGACACACAGCCCAUUUUGAUUGGUCUCAUUAUUAUAUUCCAGUUUAUUUUCGCUCCUUACAAUGAGGUAAGCAAUGCAGGAAGUCUUUUGAAAUCUGAUUUGAUACAUUUUGUUCUUUGAUAAAUAUAAGCUUUCUUUGCUUUUACUGUAAGUGUAAGGCUUUUUUUUUUCAAAAAUUAAAUAGUACCGGUAAUACUUGUGUUAAAUUGUUUCAGAUUUUAUCGUUCAUUGUCACACAUAUCACACGGAAGUUUGAAUUCCAAGCAGAUGCGUUUGCGCGUAAAAUGAACCACAGUCACCUUCUGUGCUCCGCCCUGAUCAAGCUGAAUGAGGACAACUUGAGCUUCCCUCUCAGUGAUUGGCUGUAUUCAGCGUGGCAUUUCUCACACCCACCACUUCUGGACAGACUGAAGGCAUUGCAGGAAGGCAGUGAUGAGAAGAAAACUCAGUAGUUAAAGUAAUGGUGCGGAUCAAAAGCUUAAUAACAUGUUAAAGUUCAAUUAUUUCUUUAAUACUUUAUAUUUAUAAAUUUCAUAUUCUUUUUUUUAUUUUAUUUUUUUUUUUGCUCAAUUGCAAAAGGAGGAUUUUUAGUGGGUUUUUAUGCAGCUCAAUGACCCAGACUUGUCUAGGCCGAUAUGCUAGCAAUUUUUAAGUGACAAGCAGUGCAAUUCUAAUUAAGGUCGUCCAGUGAUACCAUACUGGAUUUUGGGCAGAAAGAUAAUAUAUAAAAUGACUUUACUACCAAACUACAUUGGCAAGGCAAGUAAGUAAUUGAGGCUAGGAAUAGAAUUUUGUUGAUGAAUUGUUUUGAAAUGUAGAUGCCUGGAUGCCUGAUUUUAUUACUUAUUUUACUAACUUUUUAUAUGCUUUCUCAGCUUUUAAUUUUUUUCUUCAUUUUAAUUGGAUCGUCAGUUUUACUUUUGAGGUAACGGGGGAUUUUCUGUAUAUAAUUUUGAAAUUUUGACCAAAACAUUUUGUUACACUUAAGACAUGCCAAAGUUAUGAUCUAACUUUUUAAAACAAGUUUUAGGGCUAGGAAUUAGAAAAAUACAGUUAAAUUACAUAUGCAAACAUAUUUGUUCAGUUAUUAGGCUCUAUUUUUUUUUCUCUCUUUCUUUUUUUGCUUUUUAUAUACAUAUAUUAUGUUAUAUAAAAAAACUCAACUAAAAUCAAACACUUUCCAUCCUCUAAAGAAGGAUUGUGCAUUUCAAUAGUUUUAUCUGUCAGUAAUUAGAAGCAAAAUAAUGGUUAACGAAACAGUCAGGAUUCUGAUUUUGCGAUGCUUUGAAGACGGUUUUAUCGUACUUUGACUGUCAACCUGGCUUCCAAAGAUAGAUUAAAAUUGUAUCCUGACCAUUGUUAUUUUAAACAUAUUAAUCACAAGUCAGUGGUUCACAGCCCUCGCCCUGAGUUGUUCACUUUUCUUAUAAUUAUACUACAGCCAUCUUGUUAUUGUGUUACAGGUAAGAUGUGAAUCACUGCUGUUUUCAGCAUGCUAGAAUUUUGUUUUCAAAGUGUUUUUUCAUUUGUAUUUGACAUCUCAAUGCAUUUGUGUCGACACUAAAGCUAUCUGACUUUGCUAUUGAACCUUUAACAUUAAAUAAAACUCAAAGAAAUGUCUUCAAACACGUUUGUUGUUGUUCAUGAAUGAUGAAUGUUUGACAUCAAGAGAAAUAAAUACUCAAAAUUCC
Lymnaea stagnalis (great pond snail) is the source of this 7595-nucleotide messenger RNA. Lineage: Eukaryota; Metazoa; Mollusca; Gastropoda; Lymnaeidae. The record is from the annotation of a GenBank genome assembly.